AUGUCGUCAGAGACCAUCUACAACCAGCCAAUAGUGAUAGACAAUGGGUCAGGAAUGAUAAAGUCAGGUUUUGCCGGGGAUGAGCGACCGAAAAUUAAUUACUCCAACAUCAUAGGAAGACCAAAGUAUACUAAGGUGAUGCCAUCAUCGAUCUCCGAGCAGGACACCUUUAUUGGUUCCAAGGCUCAAAAAUUGAGAGGAUUACUCAGAUUAAAGUAUCCAAUGAGUCAUGGUAUUGUGGAAAACUGGAGUGAUAUGGAACAAGUAUGGAAUCAAGUAAUAUCGGAUCUUGACUGUAAACCUGAAGAGCAUCCACUAUCUAUAACUGAACAACCAUUGAAUCCACGAUCCAACAGAACCAAAAUGUGCGAAGUUCUAUUUGAAACAUUCAAUUUUCCAGUACUUCAUGUUGCCAUGCCGGCAGUUCUUUCUCUAUAUUCCACCGGUCGAACUACGGGAGUGGUGGUGGACUCAGGUGAUGGUGUUACCAGUAUAGUGCCAGUAUACGAGGGAUUCGCCAUUCCCGGUUCUAUAAAGAGAAUCAAUCUUGGUGGAAGAGAUAUAACGAAAAGAUUACAGAUAGAAUUAAUGAGAUCGGGAUACAGUCUCACGUCAUCAAGCGAGUUUGAGAUAGUGAGAAGUAUGAAGGAAAGACUUGGGUUUGUGGCCCCAGAGUUACAGUCGUUGCAUAUGGGAGGGAGAAGUUUAAUAAGCGAAUAUCUUAUGUAUGAUUCAACGGCAGAUGUGAAAUCGUUCAAACUUCCUGACAACAAAGUUAUCAAGAUGAGUGAAUCUUGCUUAAGUAGACCAUGCGAGGUUAUGUUCCAACCGGAAUCGUCGGGUUUCGAGGAGACAUCGAUACAGGAUGCUCUUUACUACGCAAUUAUGCAGACAGACGCGGAUCUAAGAAGCAAAUUGUUCCAGAAUAUUGUUCUCAGUGGAGGUUCUACACUUUUCAAGAACUUCGGUACAAGACUACUUCGAGAAAUGCAACGACUAGAUACCGAAGCCAAACUUAAGAUCUACGCAUCUGCUGACAGAAAGGUAAGUUGCUUUGUGGGAGGCUCGAUUCUUGCCAGUCUAAGUACAUUCAAAAACAUAUGGGUAACGAAAUCUAUGUACCAAGAAGAUCCUUACUGCAUCCAUCACAAGUUCCCAUAG
Molecule: messenger RNA, 1161 nt
Organism: Brettanomyces nanus
Lineage: Eukaryota; Fungi; Ascomycota; Pichiomycetes; Pichiales; Pichiaceae
Exons: 1
Coding region: 1-1161 (386 amino acids)
Source: RefSeq, a predicted model, not a curated record